Messenger RNA from Cylicocyclus nassatus, 3329 nucleotides. NCBI's taxonomy places the organism in Eukaryota, Metazoa, Nematoda, Chromadorea, Rhabditida, Strongylidae. The record is from the annotation of a GenBank genome assembly.
UUUCAGUGUUCAUUAUUUAAAAAACGACGCGUGUGGAGAUGCAUUCCCUGCAACAAGAAAAGUCGGGGUUACAAGCAGGAGGAGUAUGGCUUAAGCCAGAUAUUACUUCUGACAUCUCCAACAUCCCCAGCCUAAAGAUCCCUGCAAAAUACAGCAAGCGUCCAUAUGAGGGCAACGGCACAUAUCCUGCAAUGAAGACCGCUAGGGUAGACUCAGAUCUAAGUGGCGACCAUUCCCCAAGUGCAUUUCGGAACGCACGAACAUCAUCAGCACAUGACGCAGAUGAUUAUAGAGAGAAAUCAAAACAGGAGGAUAGAAGCCUCCUCGCGCAUGGAAGAGAUUCUAAGAACUCUCUCGACUCUCGCUCUUCUAUUCCGAUGGCUUCUGAGUCUUGGAGGACUCCUGCGAAGCCUCCACAUCCGGAGAAGCCCGAAGCUCCUUCAAGGGAAUGGUCAGAUGAUUUUGCUCACAGUCGAAUGCUGUCUGCUAGAGAUCGCUACGAAUCUGACAGACUGGAAUGGGAAAGAAGAAGAGACGAACUAUCUACCAAAGAAUUAGCUGCUCAUCAUACGCGUUCGAGCUACGUUGGCUCACAACAAGGCAGAGCUGCUGAAGAUCGAAUCGCGCUGGAAAAGUCGCAGUCUAUGAAGCCGGUACCGGAAGCUGAUCGCGUUCCUAAGAAGGGGACCUACGACACUCUUAUGAAAGUGGUUAUGGGAUCCAUUGGUCCUAAAUUUCGUGCAGAUGACGGAGGAUUCGAUCAAGCGACCAGAGAAAGUAUUCAUCGCAGCAGUGCUUCGUCGGCCUUGGAACGCUCUAUUUAUUCGAAACAAUCUCCAGCUUCAUUUGGAUCGUCCCUGCCAUCGUUUGGUGGUGGACGACUCCAUGACACAGGCGUUGCUCUCGCUUCGUCCGCUGCUGCACCUCGUUCAGAGUCAUGGAGAAACCUAAGUAACGAGAAGUCCAGCGCUAUGUCGAAGCCUGCCUGGACUUCGACAGCGCCGCAUACGGAAUCUUGGCGAAAUAGUUCUGCAUCUGCCGGAAGUGAAAGUUGGAGAAACCUUAAAAAGGAUGUUCCGCAGAGCUCAUGGGUGAAAAGCACAAAUUUGAUUGGAGGUGCAAAUGUCGCUGGAGGUCCGAGUCCCAUGUCUAGAACUUUUGAUAGAUUCCCUACCUUUGGUGGUAGACCUCCGUUUGGAAGUGAACUCAACCGAGAUAUGAGACUUUUACGAUGUGGUAACAGUGAUGUAGAACUUCCAGAGCCAAACAUGCAUAUUGUAGAGCACACACCUUUAGCACGAAAAAAAACGGACUCGACCAAAUCCAUCCAUCCCCGUUUUGCGAUUCAUUGCCAGCAUGGCGUACUUUUACUCUAUCGUGAGACGUCAAGAGUGGUGAUGAGAAGCGGUCGGCAGGGUGUAUUUCCACCGCGCGACCGAUAUUUUGAUCGAAAUGUUGGCUUUUACCCUAGACGUGAAGACGGUCGGGGUGUGCGCAACGCUGCGGAUCCAUAUACGCGCGGAAAUCGUGUAGAGUCCGAUUAUUCGCGUUCUGGUCGCAAUGGAGGCUCCGAGAGAGACGUAUCUGAUCGUCGCAUCAUCGGCGGCUUUGCAGAUAUAAGCGAGAGGAAGGUCGACCAGUACAGCAACAAUAGAGCGGGACCGUCUUACAGAGAAAGAGAUUACGCUAAUCCUGUGUCAAGAAUACUUCCUGCUGUUCCUGAAAAUGGCGCUCGUCGUUACAAUUACUUUGACGAGUCUCGCAUGAAAUCCACUUCGCAACCAAACCCAUACAGUCGAGACUCUCGUGGUCGCGAAUCUCGAAAUGGGUACGGGUAUGCACCUCGAGAAAGCGAGAGGAGCUCUUCUUCUCUGCCAGGCCCCUCAACGUUAUCACGCGAAACGCGAGAACUUGAACAAAGAAUGGCAGCCAUUCAAAGGGAACUUGACAUGCUUGACACUGACAAAAAGGGCAAUCGAAGUCCUGGACGUGGUUCAAGAAGAGAAAGAGAAAGAAGACCAUACGAAGAAGCUCGUUCAUCUAUUAGAGCGCCAGCUGCACCAUAUCCGCCGCCCCGAAUUGACUCCGUUGAACGAGCAAGACUGGAUCGUGAACGAGAGCAGCUAAGAAAACGCGAAAUGGAGCUUGCGCGUCGAGAAGAAGAACUAGCUCGUAAGGAACGACGAAUGCGAGAGAGGUCUCCUCCACGUCCUCUGAUGGAGCUGCCGCGGGAAAGAACGCCACCACGUCUGCCAGUAUUGCCUCCUCAAAGAAAAGGGACGUUCCCAAAGACUCGCCGAUUUCUCCGAACUCUACCUUCUUGGAGACGUCGACAAAUUAGGAAACGCGAGCAACGUGCGUUGGACAAUCUUGAAAUCAUCUUGCCAAGGAAGAGAGGUAUCUCUCGUACGGAAGAUUUUCUUAUGAGUGAAGAGUCGACUAUUGCACCGAAAAAGAGAAAAGAAGCGAAACGAGAAUUCAAGGAUGAAGGAAAAGAAGAGGUACCCACAGACAAACCUGGGAGAAAGAAAGGAAGAUGUAGGGGGAAAGCUGUUGACCAUAUCGUAAAUGUGGCUCUUGGACAAGAGAAUCCUAAUGAGUACGUUCCACCAAGGCAGCGUGCUCUUGCUGUGUUGUUCGGCCACUGUGACAAGAGUUUAAUGUCUGCCGAGGUUUUGAGGAGGUUUGGUGUUGUUGAAGCAAAGACUGAACCGGUUGAGAAAGAUGCAUACAAAAAGCGAACGUGCAUCCGUACGUACAAUCCAACAACAUACGGUCCUCUAGAUCAAUUUGUACCUCUACGAAGCUUUGAAGAUGAGGUUAUUUUGGAGCCUUCUGAUUCAGAAAAUGAUAAGAUUUUGGAAAACAUGAAAGCCAUCCUGGGAUUUUUCCCAAAAUCUCCAGAACAUGAGCAUUCAUCAUCUGAUCGGUAGACUACUGAUAUUUUUUACUGGUUCUUUUGUGUUUCACUCGUUCUUUUAUAUACUUUUGUCGCAUCAUAUCGCAGAUUUUUUGGAGUUCUGACAGCAUUGUCACUUUUGACAGUUUUCGCAAUCCACAGGAGUUCCAAUGUUUAUUUUUAUUAAACGACAUAGAAGAUAUAUUUGGUACCUUUACUGAGUUAUUUUUUGUGUACUUUCACUUUUUUCAUGCCACUUUUCUACAUUUUUAUUAGAGUUAUUUCUUGUUUUUAUUGAGUGUUGCGUAUGAGCUUAUCGUAAAACCGUAAGUUCAUUAGCUUUACCUCAUCUUCCAUAUUUGUAAAUGUUUUUAAGGGGAUUGCGCAAUCGUUAUGUGCAUAAAUUCUUUUUCUUAUAUGUUUGACAUGU